AACAUCUGUUUGAUUGUCAGGUAACAACACUUAGUUUCGGUGCUUUCCGAAAAACACUUGGUUAUGGUUUUGAAACAUGAAUCAUCGUCAUUAUUCUAGUUGGGAUUUAAUGUGUACUCAUUUAGCGUUUAGAAGCCAGGUCGUGUGAAGUUGAACGGGAGCCAUUCUUUUGGGAAAUUGAAAUAUCUAAUGUUAACAGUUAUGUUGAUGGGUUUGUGGAUUAUUCAAUUUCAUGGAUCUGUAGAGAUGGAAAUACGAUGGUCAAUUGUUUAGCUAAGUUUGCAAAAAAUUGUAUAAAAUAUGAAUUCUUGUAUAACUAGGAAAUAACAUAGUGACAAACUGGGGGUGGCGGACAUGGGAAUAUUAAGGUAGAUGUGUGAAAAAACUAUAAAUGAUAGAAUACAAAAUGACCGUAUUAGAGAAAUAGUAAGAGUAACUCCAAUUGAGGAUAAGUUAAGAGAUAAUAGAUUAAGAUGGUUUGAUCAUGGUCAACAGAGGCUGAUAGUGGCACCGGUUUAAAAAAAUGAUAGAAUUUAUCUUAAUGACAUUAGAAAUAGGGGUAGAUUUAAAUAAGCAUUUAACAAAAUAAUAAGAAAAGAUAUGAACAUAUAAAUGAGCGUAUAGCGUAUGAUUGAAAUGAAUGAAAAGAUAGACUCAUAUAGCCGACCCCAAAUGAUUGGAACAUAAAUCUUGGUUUAAUUUGGUUUGGUUUAGAGAGGAUUAUCCCUUUUUUUUAAUACCUUUCAUCUAGAAUGAUAUACUCUGAAAAAUUAUAUGAAUCAUAUGAUUAAUGAAAAUUCUCGAUCGUUUCUAUAAAAAAAAAAAGUCUAGUUUUACUCUAUUUAUUUUGUUAUCGAAUAUGUUUUUUAAAAUAGGGUGUUAUUGGAGAUGCUCGUGCAAUUAAAUUCUCUUUUUUUUUCCUGAAAAAUGAUGAAGCAAUUGGAUCAAAGGAUAGGCAGCAGACCAUGUCACUUCAAUAUUACCCUAAUACAAUCUUGAUAUCUUGCCAAUUCUUAAAGUUAGACCAAGAGGGAUUAAUCCCUCAUAAAUAUUUUAGUCCUAGUAUGACUGACUUGUCUUUGAUUAGACCGAAAAAAUAAGUAGUCGAAGUGCACGUAAACUAACCCGAACACCCCUGAUUGUUAAACCCAAAAAAAAAUGAUCUAUGUAAAAUCAAUAGUUGAAAUGGUUUAUAGACAAAAGGCCCAUGUUUUAGCCCAUUACGAACGGAUCCCAUUGCCUGCUUGGCUACUUCUACUUCGCACCGAGAGAGAGACUUCAGAGCCAGUGUUCCAAAUAUGGAGGGGAAUGUCCAGAAACAAAUAUACUCUCUCUCUCUCUCUCUCCUCUCCAAUCUUUGCCACGGGAACCUCAUCCCUUCUCUCACCAGAGCUGGGUAGAAGGUAGGCAAUUCAAAGAUAGUGAGACAGAGCCAAUAAUCAUAGGGGGUAUGGUGUUGGACAUACAUGCCACUCCUUCAAUGCGUUGUAAUCCCAGGACCACUACUCCUGGCAAGGUCCUCUAUACAUUAGGAGGUGUGGCAAGGAAUGUUGGUGAGUGCAUGUCGAAGCUUGGAGUGAAGCCUUACAUGAUAAGUGCUGUGGGACUUGACAUGGCAGGAAGUUUGCUUUUGGAGCACUGGAAAUCUGCUGGAUUAUCUAUAGAAGGCAUUCAAAGGCGCCAAGAUAUUGAGACUGCUGUUGUGUGCAGUAUCUUUGAUGUUCAAGGAGAAUUGGCAGCUGCUGUUGCUAGCGUAGAAGCAAUUGAAAAAUUUCUCAGUCCUGAGUGGAUUCAACAAUCUAAGUGCAAUAUCUCUUCUGCUCCAGUGUUGAUGGUUGACGCAAACUUAAGUCCUGCUGCUCUGGAAUCCUCCUGUCAAAUGGCAGCAGAAGAUGAUAUUCCCGUUUGGUUUGAGCCUGUAUCAGUUGCAAAAUCCAAAAGAGUUGCUUCAGUUGCCAAGUAUAUAACUUUUGUCUCUCCCAAUGAAGAUGAACUUAUUGCCAUGGCCAAUGCUCUAUCUGGCAGAGACGUCUUUUGUCCAAAUCAAAUAGAUAAUAGAAGUGUUAAAGCUUCAAAGGAUUCCCUGUUUCAAAUGCUUAAACCAGCGAUCUGGGUUUUGCUGGAGAAAGGUAUAAGAGUAGUUAUUGUGACUCUUGGAUCAGAUGGAGUGUUUUUAUGUUCCAAAGGAGAGCCCGAAUUUAAUAGAUCCAAUUUCCAGAGAAAAAACCCUUAUGGUUACCAUAGACAGUUAUAUGAAGCUGUAAACUCAUGCUGUCCCCCAAAUCGGUUCUUUGGUGCUACAAAGUCUGACAGAAGCUCUACAUUUUUUGCUGUCCAUUUCCCUGCACUUCCUGCAUCAGUCGUAAGGCUUACAGGGGCAGGAGAUUGCUUGGUUGGUGGGACACUAGCUUCUGUUUGUGCAGGUUUAGAUGUCAUACAAAGUGUUGCAGUUGGUAUUGCAGCUGCCAAAGCUACUGUUGAGGUGGAUGCCAAUGUGCCUGCAGAAUUUUGUUUGACCAAAAUUGCAGAUGAUGCAAGGUCUGUAUACUUCGAUGCCAAAGUCAUAUUCUGUCAAUCGAUGUUGUAGAUCAUGGGAAGUAUAUCAAGUGCAUUGGGAAUCAGAUCUGUUUCCCUUGCUUUUUGUCUCUCAUAGUGAAGUUGAUCAAGGUGACCAUGACCACAAUUACAUUAUCUUUUACUGAAUGGUAACAAGCCAAUCUGUGCUUACUUUGUAUCCUAAAAAAAUUAAAAAUUCUUACUUUGUACUUGAUUUUAUAUAUUGUACCCUUAAUAUAUUAAAC
Molecule: messenger RNA, 2801 nt
Organism: Ilex paraguariensis (yerba mate)
Lineage: Eukaryota; Viridiplantae; Streptophyta; Magnoliopsida; Aquifoliales; Aquifoliaceae
Source: the annotation of a GenBank genome assembly